CGUUGUUAAGUUGUUUUAUUAAGUGUUAAUGGGCGAUGGGCAAGGACCAGGAGCUGCUCGAAGCAGCUCGGAGCGGAAACGUUGUCGUCGUAGAAAAAAUACUCGGCCAAAGGGCUAAAAGGAGUGGCCCUUUAGCGAGCUUACGUCGCGGCCCAGGUGCUAACGUUCAGGAUAGCAGUGGAUAUACUUCACUGCAUCAUGCUGCGCUCAAUGGUCACAAGGAAAUAGUUCGAUUGUUGCUAGAUCACGAUGCAUCUCCGAAUAUUGUAGAUAGUAAAGGCUCAACGGCGUUGCACUUGGCAGCUUGGUCUGGCAAUGUCGAUAUCGUUAGGUUACUUCUUUGUGGACCAUCUAUUUGUAAUGUAAAUUUAACGACCAAAGCGAACGAGACGGCGUUGCAUUCUGCGGCUCAAUACGGCCACACUCCAGUUGUACAUUUACUGUUAGAACACGGAUGUGAUCCUGGCAUUCGAAAUAAUAGGGGCGAAACUGCCCUUGAUCUAGCUGCUCAGUACGGAAGGUUAGAGGCUGUAGAAUUAUUAGUUAGAACGUAUCCCAGUUUAAUACAACCGAUGCAAAGGGCCAUUCCGGGGAUGAGUUUUCCGCAUACAUCUUUGCAUUUGGCGAGCAGGAACGGCCAUAAGGCGGUUGUGGAGGUACUUUUACGGUCCGGUUUCGACGUCAACGUUAGGACGCCUUCUGGAACUGCGCUUCAUGAAGCCGCUCUUUGUGGUAAGGUGGAAGUGGUUCGAACGCUUCUGGAACAUGGCGCCGAUAUGUCUAUUAGAGACGCGCACCAUUAUACAGUUAUGGAUCUACUCAGCCAGUUUCCCGCUCAGGCCACUCAAGAGAUAGUGGGAAUUAUAAAACGAUAUACAAGGUCGUGGAUAGCUCAAGAUAGUGAUGGUGAAAGUAUUAGUCAACCUUUUCCUCCAGUUCCUAGCACCAAUUCCGAUAUAGGGAGUCCAUACGAAAAUGUACGUCCGUCUUCAAGAGGCAGGUCACUGACUGCGGAGCCCUCUCCUGGUACCUCCCCACACCGUUGGGAUUUUUACCGCCACGCACGGUCAGUGGAAGGCGUUGAAGAUCGGAGAACAUCGGGCACCUCGGCGAUGUCGAUCAUGCACGCAUGUUCCAGGCGCUUUUCACGAUUUUACCAAAGUUUACCCAGCAACAAACGCACGAAGCGACCACCCAAACUCUCCACCUUGCAUGAUCCGCGUUCAAUUCCGUCACAAAUGGGCAGCAUAACGUUUGCGUUCAGCGAGAAAAUCUGUAUUAGAGAACGCGAUUCGUCAGAGUCUUCUUAUAGAACGGCUUCUGAUUGUUCCAGAGAUUCUGAUAACAGCCUAUUUCAUACGCCUCCCGCGCCAAAAUUGUUCAUGGACUCUAGUGGUCACUCUGAAGAUCUCCAUUUUUUAACAAACCAUCGUGAAGCAGAUCGCACCAGCUUGUCUUCCACUGCUUCAAGCACCAGCUAUCCACGGCGGCCCGAUAGCGGCGGCACUCCAUUUUAUAUGCCCAUGAAUAACAUAAAAGGGGGUCGUAGCCCAGGAUCGAAUAACAAAGUUUCGCCCACUCCUCCUAAAAAACCACCACGUCGAAACCUAUCGGGAUCUCCUACGCACCUGCACCCCAUGUCGAUGUCAAUUGACGGAGUCAGUAAUAAUGCGUACGAGUACGUUUUUCUUGCGCAUAGUGGCACACGGAGUCACAGUGAUCUCAACGAACUGCAACACGAGAAGAAACGGGAACGGUUGGUACACGGGCGUAGUGUCGAUCAGUACGUGGAAAUGAAUACGGUAUUCAAUAUCGCCCUGGACGAAGAAGAAGAACGGCCAGUUAAAGAGUUGCACCGGGGCAAAAGUGAAGAUUUAGACACGCGAAAGGCACUCACGCGAUUAGAACCCGUUGCGAUAACCUCCGUGUACGAAAAUAUGAUUGUCAAACAGCAAAAUCCAAAACGAAAAUUGCGGCGAAAUCCUGAAGUGUACGAAGAGUACGACUUUAGAAACAAAGAAGACCAAGUGAAAACGAGUUGCUCGGCACCCGCGUCUACAUUUGUGUCUAGUGCAUUUAUUAUGAUUAAAGAUGAUUACCAAGACAGUUACAACGAAACUAGUGAUGACGAGAGGCACAUUCAAAGGGUACCCAAAUCAAAAAAUAAUCCUCUAAGCCCCACUCAUUACCAGCAGCCUCCCACCCCAGACCAUCCUCCUCCUUCGGCGAUACACGCCGAAAACACCAUUUACGAACGAGUGCGACCGCUAAGUCAGGAAUACAAGAGGAAAUCGAAAGAUAUGGAGACUGAGACGCAAGAGGAGUACUUGUUAAUAUGCGACGAAUCGAGUGAGUCGUUUUCUAGCAGCGUUUCCCUCUCCGAUAAAAGUUGUGAUAAUGUUCUUGAGGAGUACCAUUCCGACGCGCCUUUUGCAGGUUUAUGUAAAGGGUCUGCUAAAACAACAGACGGUUCACACAAACCGCCCGAACGCCCCAAAACCCUUAAAAAGCUCAAGAACGUUUACGAUAAUUCCUUAGAUUGCUCAACGAAAUUGGAUCAGAAGUCGCGUAGUAAUUCUUCUUCAAGUUCCGAAAAAGAUUGCGAUAAUAAAGAGAAUAAGGAGAGGGUUACUUCUCUUAGUCCAUUUGAUGAACAAGAGGAGUGGGCGAAAAUACAAGAAAUUAUGGCGUCGUUCGGCACAGGAAUUGUUCGGGAAUCGGUAUUUGUAACUGAAUUGGAGAAAGAAUUUCAAACUAGAUUAAUGAGCCUUAGCGUGUCGCAAAAUAAUUUAAAUCCGGGAUCGGUUCACACGAUCGAUCAGUGGCUACAGAACUUAGACAUGAACGAUUACGUAGGGCUGUUUGUUACGAACGGAUUCGACGAUCUUGAUUUUUUGAACGGCGUUUUGGAAGAAUCUGAUUUAAAGGAAAUGGGGAUUGUUAGCGAACUCGAACGGCAACUUAUUUUAGAUUCCUGCAAGCGCUUGCCUUUGAAAGUAAACGAUCAAACUUUUUACAAUAAUAAUAACGUUGAGGAGCAAAUUGAUAGCGUCGAGCAAUGGCUACGCAAAAUUCACCUGGGGCAGUACGCGGAAACCUUCGCGAAACACUUGUAUCACGAUAUGAGCCGAAUUAAACGGAUUUGGGACGUGGAGCUUUCUGCGGUUUUAGAGAUAGAGAAAAUUGGCCAUCGAAAACGAAUACUGGCGAGUGUGAGUAGUGGCGAACAUAUCAUGCCUGGACCGAAGCUGGAGGAUCUCCAUACUGACAUUAAUACCUUAAAGAGCAACAUUCAAACUUUGAAAGCCGAACUCCGGUCGCCAUCAGCUCAUGCACCUAAAGACACUUCAGGCACCGGCACUUUACGACAUCGUCACAAAAAGUCUCGACCAGCUCCUCCUCCACCUAUAAAUAUUCCUAAAAAAGAGGAAAGCAGAAAACCUGCCGAGCUUUUUGUCGGGGGCAAUAAUUCCAUUAAAUCCCAAUGGCGACAUCAGCCCAUUUUGCUCAUUACCGGCGCCAUUAAGUAUACGGCAAAUUAUCUAGGCUCGACGUCGAUACGCGAAUUCAAGGGGACCGAGUCUACCAAAAAGUCGAUUCUGAAAAUUCGAAAAAAUACGGAGGAUCGCAACGAUCAGGACAUAAUUUUGUCAAUUUCGUACGCCGGCGUUAAAUUUAUUAACCCCGUCACUCAGGAAUUAAUAUGUGAACACGAAAUUAAGAACGUUAAUUGCGCCUGCCAGGACACUGAGUGUUUGACCUACUUCGCCUACAUCACAAGAGAUCCCAGCAAUUACUACUGCCACGUGUUUUCCACGGAUACCGCUGAUCACGCAACCGACAUUAUUCUUACAUUAGGCCAGGCGUUCGAGCUCGCAUACCAAAUGGCCUUACGUGAGCAAGUAACAAGCAAAAGCAAAUCGAACAGGGAAAACCACAAAGCUGCGGUAAGUCCUGGUUCGGUUUCGUCUCACAGUCGCGAAUUUAAAGACUCCUCCCGAGCGGAUUUGAAGCUAAACGGGCAUCCGCUGAAAAUGAAACCUUUAACCUUAUCGCUGGCCGCCGAACCCGUCAUUGAUACUCACGCUCAGAAAACACCGACUAAAAUCAAUUCCGGUGACAUCCACGCAUAGUCAUAAACAUACUAUGUGCUGUAUGUACGUUUAAUUAAGUGAAUUCUUUGUCUUCUCAAAAUUAAAAAGCAAAAGCCAGGCCGGUCCUGACAACAUUGUUGCAAUACUUCACUGCCGUACAAAGUUAGAAUUUUUUCAUGAUCCAAAAAAUAUUUCACGUAGAUGAGAAUUUUUUUUCUUUCAACUCGGGAACAACUGAAAUGAUAUAUAGAUAGACCAUUUACAACACAUUUAAAAAUAACGCACAUUUUAUAAUACCUUUAGAUAAAUCAACAUCUUCCAUCACUGUAUGUCAAAAACGAGUGCGAAAAACUAUUUGGUUGUAAAUAUUUUAACUGUGCUUAAUAUUGAUAAAUUUAGCAGGGUUGUAGAGAAAGAUGGAUGUAUAAAGUGUUCCACAAGAAAUACGUAUCAUAAAUGUAGUAAAAAAAAUCGUGAAAAUGUUAUGCUUCAAAUAUGCAUUCAAAAUGCAGAUUGUUUUUGCUUGAAAUCUUUAUUUAAUUAUGCAACUGUAAAUUUUCAAAUGUUUAUGAAAGUUUCCAGUUAUGCGCACAUAUAUAAAAAGAAAAACAAGAUCGUUAUAUUCAAAUUUAGUAAUAUAUGUA
Photinus pyralis (common eastern firefly) is the source of this 4738-nucleotide messenger RNA. RefSeq names its product ankyrin repeat and SAM domain-containing protein 1A-like. Gene Ontology annotation, cellular component: cytosol. Lineage: Eukaryota; Metazoa; Arthropoda; Insecta; Coleoptera; Lampyridae. The record is from RefSeq and is a predicted model, not a curated record. The transcript has 16 exons. The coding region runs from base 36 to 4133 and encodes 1365 amino acids. Gene Ontology annotation, molecular function: protein binding.